Molecule: messenger RNA, 1554 nt
Organism: Alternaria arborescens
Lineage: Eukaryota; Fungi; Ascomycota; Dothideomycetes; Pleosporales; Pleosporaceae
Exons: 1
Coding region: 1-1554 (517 amino acids)
Biological process (GO): regulation of transcription by RNA polymerase II
Cellular component (GO): mediator complex
Molecular function (GO): transcription coregulator activity
Source: RefSeq, a predicted model, not a curated record
AUGGCCCCGGGGUGUCCCGUGAGCAGUCCAGACAGCGCUGAGCCCAAACCGCCGGUCAACCCCAUCAUCUCCUUCACAUCUUCGCACCUCCAGCCGCCUCCAACCCACCUGCGCAUCCCGCCACCACCACGUUCCCGCACAUCUGCCGCACCCGAAUCAUCGCCAGCGCCGACGCCUGCCCUCUUCGAAUGCGCACUAUCGAGUAGAGCGCCCAUCUUUCUGCCGCGGUCGACCCGCGCGGAGGACGCCAAGCGCUUCAUUACGAGCCCUACUCUCACCACUCCUGCACGCCCCCCAGCACCCGCCUACGAGCUUUCCACUCCCUCUCCACCCCCGAAGACGCUCUCUAUGUCGGAUCACAGCGCAAAACGGCAACGUUUGGACUCGAUAGGAAGAUUCUCACCCGCCAGCCCGCCCUUUGACGUCGCUGCCAAGGCGAGCGGCCAGCCGACAAAGACGCCCAUCCACCCUCGCACGCCCACCUCACCGCCCUACUCCUCGAUGAAUUCGCAAUCUCAUGGAGGUUUCGCCCCGACUAACUCGACGGCGUCGUCGGACCGCUCCCCGCAGUCCUCGCUGCCAAUGUCUCACUCCCUCUCACAGUCGGCAACAUCGGCAUCGAACCAACAUCCCUUUCCCACCCCGGCGAGCACUGCAGGCUUCAUGUCCAGUGCAAACAUCGAUAGCGAUGGCGAUGCGACGAUGGAAGAGAGCCUAGACGAUGACACUACACGGUUGGCUGAUCACAGGCUGUCCAACCACAACCGGCAAGGGGAAUCACCAUACACCGAAGACGGUCGACUACGAGCUGCCCAAGGCAUCAGCGGCAGCCAAUUGUUCAAACUCAACAACGACAAGUUGGAGACAGCGCGGCCGCACCCCUCGGAAAAUUUCAUUACACUAUAUAGGCUCACGCCACUCGCCAGUUCAGUAGCGCGCAAUGACCCGGUAACAGGCGAGAAGAUUAACAAGCUUCGCAAGUCCUACGAGGGUCAGAUCAAGAAGAUGCAGAUUGCCGGCAAGCCAAAGGCCACCAAGAUGGACGGUGUCUUCCGGAACCUGCUGCUAAUGCCCGAAGAAAUUUGGCAGUCACAACACGUGCAGAAUAGAGAGCCUGAGAAGAAGGCAUUGACACCAGACGGUACAGCAUUGAGCUCAGACUUCAGCAGACUGCUCGACGACGCAUUCGCAGGCACUGCACCAGGCACUCUCCCCAGCGCAGAAGCUGCCAAAUACAAGGCCUAUCUCGGUACAGACGAUACAGCAAAGCCAAAACCACAAGACAUACCACCACAGCGAGCAACUUCCUUCACAUCGUCAGCACCAACACCAACCAGCCACAUGAACAGAGGUGCAGUGAGACCGGAGCGCUCUAGCUCAAAGCGCGGCUACACCGACGCCGCAUUUCAAGGCUACGGUGAGGGCUUCGGAGACGAGUACGCAGACUCAACCGGAGGCGAAGACACACCAGGGGGAAACAUGGCGAACAAGAGACGAAAGCUCCAAUUUGAACGAACAUCACACUCAGUCGAAGUAGGCGGCGCACGACGAUAG